Messenger RNA from Trichosurus vulpecula (common brushtail), 5556 nucleotides. RefSeq names its product DnaJ heat shock protein family (Hsp40) member C6 (gene DNAJC6). The record is from RefSeq and is a predicted model, not a curated record. NCBI's taxonomy places the organism in Eukaryota, Metazoa, Chordata, Mammalia, Diprotodontia, Phalangeridae. Gene Ontology annotation, molecular function: clathrin binding. The transcript is spliced from 19 exons. Gene Ontology annotation, cellular component: cytoplasm; postsynaptic density; vesicle. Gene Ontology annotation, biological process: clathrin-dependent endocytosis; synaptic vesicle uncoating. Bases 326 to 3340 code for a protein of 1004 amino acids.
UGCGCUCCAGCUCAGGCGGUUCCAUUGCCCGGGGAUCCGCGCUCAGCCCAGGGCGGAGGCUUGGCGUAGCCCUAGAGCAAACCGUCUCCUUGGGCGUGGGGAGGAGCCGCACGCCCCUGCACGCGCCCGAGGGUGCUCCGAGCCUCUUCUUCCUCUUCUUUCUCCUUCUUUGCUCCCCAACCUCUUCCCCCUCCCCCAGGGAGGUCAUGCACCUGUGAUUUUCUUCCCCCGCCCCCUGAAAUUCCCCCUCCUUCUUUCCCUUCAUCCUCUCCCUUCCUCUCCUUUCUUCGUAUAUUUAUUUAUCCGCUCCCCACUCGCCCUGCCCAUGAGCCUUCUCGGGAGCUACCGGAAAAAGACCAACAAUGAUGGGUACGAAUCUUUGCAGCUGGUGGACAGCAGCGGUGACUCGGGCGCUGGCAGCGGCGGGAGCAGCAGCGGCGGCGGUGGCAGUGGCAGCGGCGGCAGCAGCGGCGGCAGCGUCAGGCUAGGAGUGACCCCGGUAGCGGCGGUAGCAGCAGCGGCGGCAGCUAAAAGUCCCGCGCGGCGCCCACCGACAGGCGUCAGCACCAUGGACAGCUCAGGUGCCUCAUCUCCAGACAUGGAAUCCAACUAUGGUGGAGGUCUGCUUGACAUGGUAAAAGGAGGUGCAGGGCGGCUCUUUAGCAACCUAAAGGACAACCUCAAAGAUACCAUUAAGGACACUUCUUCCAAAGUCAUGCAGUCUGUUGCCAGUUACACUAAGGGAGAAUUAGACAUUUCCUACAUUACCUCCAGAAUAAUCGUGAUGUCCUUUCCCGCAGAAGGAGUUGAGCUAGGAUUCAGGAAUCAGAUAGAAGAUGUCCGAACCUUCUUGGAUUCCAGGCAUCCUGACCAUUAUACAGUGUUCAAUCUAUCACCCAAAUCCUAUCGCAGUGCCAAGUUUCACAACAGGGUCUCAGAAUGCAGCUGGCCGAUGCGACAAGCGCCGAGUCUGCACAAUCUCUAUGCUGUGUGCAAGAACAUGCACAACUGGCUUCAACAGAACCCCAAGAAUGUCUGUGUCAUCCACUGUAUGGAUGGACGUGCUGCAUCGGCAGUUCUGGUUAGUGCAAUGUUUUGUUUCUGUCAUCUCUUCUCUAAUCCAGCCCCUGCUAUUCAGUUGCUAAAUGCAAAGCGACCCGGAAUCGGACUUUGGCCAUCCCAUAGGAGAUACAUAGGAUAUAUUUGCGACCUCAUAGCUGACAAACCUGUCAUUCCCCACUGCAAACCUCUCACAGUUAAAUCAGUCACUCUCAGUCCUGUCCCUUGUUUCAACAAACAGAGGAAUGGAUGUCGUCCAUUUUGCGAUAUACUCAUUGGAGAAACAAAAAUAUUUACAACUUCCUUGGACUAUGAAAGAAUGAAAGAAUUCCGGGUCCAGGAAGGCAAGGUUGUCAUUCCAUUGGGUGUCACAGCUCACGGUGAUGUGGUGGUGUCAGUUUACCAUAUGAGAUCGACCAUCGGGGGACGGUUGCAGGCUAAAAUGACCAAUACUCAAAUAUUCCAAAUUCAGUUCCACACGGGAUUUGUACCACUGGGCACAACAGUGUUGAAAUUCACUAAGCCUGAGUUGGACGCGUGUGACUCUCCAGAAAAAUACCCCCAGCUGUUCCAUGUGAUUUUGGAGAUCGAAAUUGAACCUAAUGACAGACAGACAGAUUUAACUCCUCCAUGGGAAAAUUUCUCCACAAAAGACAUUAGCCCCAGCAUUCUCUUCUCCUCUCACCAGGAGCAGCAAGACACUCUGGCUUCAGCAGGUAGAGCCUCAGCUGAUGUUCCUCAAGAAAACCCGAGACAUGCUGGUCAAGGGGCUUUCUUUUCUUCUCUCAACUGGCAAGAUCAGAAAUCUGACAAGGCCAGCAGUCACCCCACCUCUGAAGACCGAGCAGCCCUGGUCCACGAGGAGAGUGAACAAUCAGAUGAUGAGCUCCUGUCUCUCUCAAGCCAGCACAGUAAUGCCAGUGGGGACAAACCCCCUGGAGCAUCGAAACAUAACAAAAAGCAGCAGGAGGCACCUCCCCCUCCACCCCCUGAAGAUGUAGACCUUCUGGGGCUUGAGGGAAGUCCCAGCAAGACUUUCUCUUCUCAGCCUGUGGCUCCGCCCACCAAUUCAGACUUGUUGAAUGACCUGUUUGGAGGUGGAGGAGCAGCAGCAUCUGCUCAGGCUGGACCUCCAGGGGUGGAGGAUGUGUUCCAUCCAAGCGGCCCAGGAUCAGCCCACUCAACGCCCCGACGAUCUGCAGCUUCUGGCUCGCCAUCUCCCUCUGCGAGAGUGGGAGAAGCUGCAACCUUUGACCCAUUUGGAGCUCCCUCCAAACCAUCUGGUCCAGAUUUGCUGGGUUCUUUUCUGAGCACAUCAAAUGCCUCUAGCGAUCCCUUUCUUCAGGCCAGAAGUCCUUCCCCCACAGUUCAUGGUGAUCCCUUUAAUUUAGCUUCCAGCACACCCACUGUUUCCAUCCAGCCAGAUGUUUCAGGAGGUUGGGACUGGCCCAGUAAACCAGGUGGUUUUGGAAUGGGAAGCAAGUCCGCUGCCACCAGCCCCACAGGCUCAAUGCACAGUACUCCAACACAUCAGAACAAACCACAGUCUCUGGACCCGUUUGCUGACCUUGGCACACUUGGUGCAAAUUUAGCAGGUAGUUCUUCAUUUGCCAGCAAACCCACCACGCCAACUGGGUUAGGUGGAGGAUUCCCCCCUCUUAGCUCACCACAGAAGCCAUCUCCUCAGCCAAUGGGUGGGGGAUGGCAACAGGGGUCUGGCUACUCAUGGCAGCAAACCCAAUCCAAGACACAGCCCAGCAUGCCCCAUGCCUCUCCCCAGAACAGACCGAACUACAACGUAAGCUUCUCAUCAAUGCCAAGUGGUCAGAAUGACCGUGGAAAAGGACCUUCUAAUUUGGAGGGGAAAUCCAAAGCAGCUGAUUUUGAAGACCUGCUGUCUGGUCAAGGCUUCAACGCUCACAAAGAUAAAAAGGGGCCCAGAACAAUAGCUGAAAUGAGAAAGGAAGAAAUGGCAAAAGAAAUGGACCCGGAGAAACUGAAGAUCCUGGAAUGGAUAGAAGGCAAGGAAAGGAACAUCAGGGCACUGCUGUCCACCAUGCACACGGUGCUAUGGGCUGGGGAGACCAAAUGGAAGCCCGUGGGCAUGGCCGACCUGGUCACUCCUGAGCAGGUGAAGAAAGUCUACAGGAGGGCCGUGCUCGUGGUGCAUCCAGACAAGGCUACCGGGCAGCCGUAUGAACAAUAUGCCAAGAUGAUCUUCAUGGAGCUCAAUGACGCCUGGUCAGAAUUUGAGAAUCAAGGCCAAAAGCCCUUGUAUUAACCUGCUCUUUCCUCUGUCUCCACUGCAGACCUAGGCUAAUGCUUCUUUCUCUUGUCCCAAUGGAGAUUUUCACAGAUGAACCCAAAUGAGACAUCCCCAACAGCAAACAGUUAAAUUCUCUGCCCAUCGCUUCCCUGAUGAAUAAAGAAACAGGAGUCUAGGAUUCUAGGUGUUAUCACCUUAAACCUUCCAGAAUGUUCUAGGCAUGUGAGUUGACAUUUAAGAUCCAAUGACCAUACUUCACAGUCAUAUGAAAAAUGAGGCCGUACAUAUAGAACAGAGAGUUUUAAUGUGUGUGGGGGGAGUGGGAGGGGUUAGCGAGGGGAGAUGAUGAGCAUUGGACCAGAUGUGACCUUCAUGUCCUUGCCCAAGAAGGGAUACGAUUUUUACGCUUUAGGGGAAAAGGAGCAAAAAAUUGGGUAAGGAAUUCACUCUGAUGGAAGAUUUUUUUUUAAGAGGUUGGCUUUUAGAUUGUGUCAAAAAGAUGUCUUCCAUGUCACCUAGUCAGACAAACUUGAGCAGAAUCAAACACCAUGGAUAGCUACUUCUGCCUAGAGCAUCAUUCUGUACAGUUAUAAGCCCAUAAGCCUUUUGUGGCCUACUUGAAAGUUAAUGUGAAACUUAGGAAGAGAUUUAACUCCAUUACAAUAGACACCGAUUAUCACUUGAUUUGGUUGGGUAAAUUAAAACAAACGGAGCAUCUCAAAGGUCCCUAUUCCUACAAAGAAGCUUAGAGUCCUCAGCUCCAUUCCUUUUGUUUAAGUUAUGGUUAAUUAUCUUUUGAAAAACCUACCAUUGAUUAAUUUUAUGCCAGAUGGAGAGGAACAUUUUUUUUAACUGGGGGUGGGGUAUAUUGCCCCAGGAUUUUUAUUCUAAUCACUUUUCAUGGUCAUAAAUGUUGUGCUUGCCUAGAAGUGGGUUCUAAAGGAGUUGGUCUUCUCUCCCACUUAUCAGAAUUUGCAUUCUGAAGAAACUCUGGCUUCUAUAGGUUCCUAAGGAUUUGGGAAAGAAUGGGAAGGGUCAGUACUUAGAAAACUUCGAGUUUACUUCCAGACCAAGUUAAAUGAUUCACCAGUGCUUCCUUGCUUAUUAUUCACCUGGAGAAAGUCUAGACCCUUCCCCCUCCAUAGCUCCUUAUGAGGCCCCAAACAGGAAAAUGCAUAUGCUUCUCUAUGGAAGAUCACCAAACGGAAACUGCCUCACCCUCCUCUAGGCUGGAGUUCAGCAUGGCAUUAAGAACAGUUGGUUUCCUCAGAAAUGUCCUGGGUCAACCCAAUCUCACCUCCUCUUUCUUUACUUCAUUGACAAAGUAGGUCCAGCAGACAGACAAGAAGAUUUCUGGGCUCAUUCUUUAGGGGAAAUUCCACCUCAAAUAUCAUGGAAACAUUUCUCAAGUUGGUGUUUUUAAAGACAAUCAUUUCUUUACCCAUUUCAAUUUCCUUACAGCACUGAAAAUACUGAAAAAGCAGCAUGUCAGAAUCCAUCCUAUUUGGUAAAGCCCCACUCUUCCUCCUCUUCCUCUUCAUUAUUGGGUUCCUUCCCCCCUCCCCUUUCUGGUGUAUAGGGUCCAUAUUUAUUUACUACCAUUGACUGAUGAUGUGAAACCUGCACAUGAUGUUAUUCCCACCUUCCCUUCUAUACAAACAUAAAGCAUUUGGGGUAACCAUAACCAAGUGGAUGUUAUUUAUUAACCCAUUCAGAAACAAUGUUUUGGUCCAGUCUGUGCUUGUCCUCUUUGAAACCGGAAUGUGAGCCAUGGUCCUGUGACUUGUUUUGUUCUCAUCCCCAUCAUGUAGAUAUUGUGUGACCGACGCCUAUAUAAUACUACUACUAAUAAAAGAAAAAGGAUCUCCUGUGGAUGUAAUGUACAUUUUGAAAUGAUAGAAGUCUAUUAGCUUUGUAUCAUGUAUGGGAUAACCCAUCCGUGUCCAUAGCUCCCAGCACCAUUACCUUUACGUACUCGGCAAAGAGAGAGAGGCUCUUUCCUGACCUGCAACAUUUGGGUUUCCCGCCGCCAUGUUUGCUUUCUGGAUGCAUUAAGAUUAUGGACCCCCGGCUGAUCUCGAAAUUCUUAACUUAUGUGGAACAAGAGGUUUUUGCAUUCCUUUUAAACAUUUGGUAGCGACAGCUUGCUGAUGUUCAGGUCAACUGUUAACUAAGGAAAAAAUAUUGUAAUAUAUAUUUUUUUGUAAAUAUACUCUACACAAUGAAAUGUG